Molecule: messenger RNA, 5106 nt
Organism: Tympanuchus pallidicinctus (lesser prairie-chicken)
Lineage: Eukaryota; Metazoa; Chordata; Aves; Galliformes; Phasianidae
Gene: CHRM3
Product: cholinergic receptor muscarinic 3
Exons: 4
Coding region: 533-2377 (614 amino acids)
Biological process (GO): regulation of vascular associated smooth muscle contraction; chemical synaptic transmission; saliva secretion
Cellular component (GO): plasma membrane; synapse; dendrite
Molecular function (GO): G protein-coupled acetylcholine receptor activity; G protein-coupled serotonin receptor activity
Source: RefSeq, a predicted model, not a curated record
CGGAGGCGGCAGCAGCGGCGGUGGUGGUAGCAGCAGCAGCGGGGCGAGGGGUCCCAGUUCGCCCCCGCCCACCCGGGGGCCGAGGCUAAGGGGCGGUGUCCCGCGCGGCACAGGUGCAGCGGAGCUGGUGGGUGUAGCGCGAGGCGCGGAGCGGAGCGCCGUGCUCUGCCCCGUAGCCCUUCUCUUGGCGGCGCCCGGCGGGGGAUGUGCCGGCCUCCGGGGGCGCGCCGCCCGUGGGAAGCGCGCUGCUAACGCCACCUGGGCGCCGUGGGAGCGCCCGAGGAGGAGAGGAGCGAAGCAAAGCGGGUGGUGAGGAGUCGCCGGGAUCGAGGCAGAUCUUGAUCGUUAUGGCAAAAUCUUUCAGCGGUGUGUGGUAUAUCCAGCUACAGGCCGGAUGAUCUACAGUCAUCUGAAACAUGAUAUAUACAUUUCCUCUUCCUUGUUCAUGCUUACAUACUGACACACUACCAGUUAUGUUUCCAAAAGAGGAGUUCACAGAAAUACACAGUGCCUGAUCCUACUAGCCACUUUGAUGUUCCUCCCUGGACCAUGUAGACUAUGUCAGAGAGCCACAAUGAUCAUGCACAAUAGCAGUUCGGCCUUGCCCCUGUUUUCAAAUGUGAGCUCCUUCUGGAAGAGAGAUUCCCAUGGACCAGGACUACUUGAUGAAGGAGCAUCGCUUAUUGGCAGCUAUGAUUUUCCUCAGACCACAGAGAGCUUUCCCUUCUCCACUGUGGAAUCAACAAACACAUCCCUAAAUGCCACAAUCAAAGACCCUCUGGGUGGACACACUGUCUGGCAAGUAGUUUUGAUUGCUUUCCUCACUGGGAUCGUUGCACUAGUGACCAUCAUAGGAAACAUCCUAGUGAUUGUCUCAUUUAAGGUUAACAAACAACUGAAAACAGUCAACAACUACUUCUUGUUGAGUCUUGCUUGUGCAGAUUUGAUCAUCGGUGUUAUUUCCAUGAAUCUUUUCACCACAUACAUUAUUAUGGGCCACUGGGCUUUGGGAAACUUGGCCUGUGAUCUUUGGCUCUCCAUUGACUAUGUUGCCUCUAAUGCCUCUGUCAUGAAUCUCCUUGUCAUAAGUUUUGACAGGUAUUUUUCCAUCACUAGGCCGCUUACAUACAGAGCCAAACGAACAACUAAAAGGGCUGGCGUAAUGAUUGGUUUAGCAUGGGUCAUCUCUUUUGUUCUUUGGGCCCCUGCCAUCUUGUUCUGGCAGUAUUUCGUUGGGAAGAGGACUGUGCCUCCUGAUGAAUGUUUCAUCCAGUUUCUAAGUGAACCUAUCAUCACUUUUGGCACUGCCAUAGCUGCCUUUUAUUUGCCAGUCACUAUUAUGAGUAUUUUGUAUUGGAGGAUUUACAAGGAGACUGAGAAACGCACCAAAGAGUUAGCGGGACUACAGGCUUCAGGCAGUGAGGCAGAGACAGCACGCUUUGUACACCAGACUGGCAGCUCCCGGAGCUGCAGCAGCUAUAAGCUGCAACGGCAGAGCACAAAGCGCUCCAGUCGUAAGAAGUACAGGCGCUGCCACUUCUGGCUCACAAUGAAGAGCUGGGAACCCAACACAGACCAGGGGGAUCAAGAGCACAGCAGCAGUGACAGCUGGAACAACAAUGAUGCUGCUGCCUCCCUUGAAAAUUCAGCCUCAUCUGAUGAAGAGGACAUCACAGCAGAGACCAGAGCUAUCUAUUCAAUCGUGCUGAAGCUUCCUGGUCACAGUGCCAUCCUCAAUUCCACAAAGUUGCCCUCCUCGGAAGAUCUGAAUGAGUCAGCAGAUGAACUGCAGAAAUCCGACACGGACUCACAGGAAAAGAAACCUAAAAAACUGCAACCUCCCAGAAGUAUUCAGGAUGGUGGAAGUUUCCAGAAGAGUUUUUCAAAGCUUCCAAUUCAGCCAGGGUCAGCAGAGACAGCUACAGCUUCUGAUGGCAUCUCAUCAAUGACCAAGACAUCUGCAGCCCUGCCUUUGUCCUUCAAGGAAGCAACUCUGGCAAAAAAAUUUGCUUUGAAGACCAGAAGUCAAAUCACGAAGCGAAAACGAAUGUCACUUAUCAAAGAAAAGAAAGCAGCACAGACACUCAGUGCCAUUUUGUUUGCCUUUAUCAUUACCUGGACUCCUUAUAACAUCAUGGUUCUGGUGAACACCUUUUGCAACUGUGUCCCCAAAACUGUGUGGAACCUGGGGUACUGGCUUUGCUACAUCAACAGCACAGUGAACCCGGUGUGCUAUGCACUGUGUAACAAAAUGUUCAGAAAUACUUUCAAGAUGUUACUGCUGUGCCAGUGUGACAAACGAAAAAGACGCAAACAGCAGUAUCAGCAAAGGCAGUCUGUCAUUUUUCAUAAGCGGAUCCCUAGGGAGGCUUCAUAGAAUAGUAUUUUUUAAACAACUGAAAAAAUAAUGGAGAAUGGGAUGGGACAGGAUUAGAUAGGUUUGGAAGGGAUGGGGUAGGAUAGGAUGGGAUGAGAUUGGGAGGGGCUGGAAUGGGACAGGACGGGAUGGGGUGGGAGGGUGGUUCCAGGGUGCUGAUUCAAACAUUUAAACAUCAGGACAUGAAAGCAGCUGCCGGGCAUAUGUAUCCUUUUAAUAAAUCUGGUUUAAUAUAAAAAUGAAGUCUGCAUUCAGCAAAAACUAACAAACUUCAACGUUUUUACUAAAGAAUGAAAGACUUAAUAAAGUUUUCGUACAAAUUUGAAAGAAGCUGUAUAGCAAUUGUAAACCCGUUACUGAUCUGCCCAGCUCUUUGAUUGUAAUCAACUCUGGGAUCUCAGGUAAGCACAUCUAGCUAGCCCAACUCUUCUGAUUCCAAGGAAUCCAACAGUUUUCAAUUCAAGUCACUUGCAGAUGUAGCAAGCCAGCAAAACAGGAUUAUGAAAUUAUUUGAGACACUGUAUAGGUUGCAAAAUUGCUUCUUGUUGUCAAGGUAGAGCUUCCUGUCUACUUCUCUUUUGGUGUAUUAUUAUUAAUUGUACCCCUGAUUCCUGGUCGCCAAGUGUGCAGCUCAUGUGUGCAGCUCAUGUUAUAUAUAUAUGUGUGUGUGUGAGUGUGUAUGUAUGCAAAAAAUACAUUCACAUCUCUAAAAUACACACAUACCAGGAAGAAGGUAAUCUAUUGGUCUAGUUUUUUCAGGGCCCCACAUCACUCUUGCAUGUGAGUGAAAUUAAAAUAUAUAUAUUAGAAAAUUGUAUUAUAAAUAUUUAUCUCAUUGUUCACCACCUGAAAUUCAGGUUUGUCUCUCCAGCCGAAACAAAUGGAGAGAACAAAAGCGUUGCCUGUGAGCCUGUCUACAGAGUUUUAUAAUGGGGCGUAUGCCCAGUGUAACCUUUGCUGUGAGCACGGUAUCUCUCCCCGCAUGAGAUUACAUCUCUUUAAAGAAUAUGAAGGUGAAAGGAAUUGAUGGUCACAUGCCGGGCAGAGCACGUGUUUAUCUUUGUAGAGUGUGGAAUGGUGAGAGCUCACAUCUGAGCUAUCAGUGCUCAAAGGCUCAGUGGUCAGAUGGGUGCAGACAUGAUCAGCAGGCCCAUUUCAUGCUCAACCCAGGUGAUCUUCAGAUGUGAAAGCUGUGUGUAAAAGAAAUAAUUUGUUUUUGCAUGUGAAGGACACUCAUUUUAAAGUGUUUCUUUUCCAGAAUCUCUUUUAAGUAUACCUAAUUCUGUUUAUUGCCAUGUUACUUGGUGUUUCAGAAAAUGUGGAUAUUGCCAUUUGGUAAUUUUUAAUAAAGAAAAUUUUUAAAGGGCUUUCAUAUUUCUAGCUUAGACAUGACCAGUAUUUCCUGGCAUUUGUGAUGUGGUCUGCACUGAACAGUGUGAUUUAUAGAAGUCAGAGGUCCCCCAGGGAAAGGAUUGUACUUUAAACUGUUCUAAAUCUGAUUUAUUUACAUGUUGAAAGAUAAUUUUGUAUUGUCUUUGAACUGACCAAAACUUUUUUUAUUGCUUACACUUUUUUUUUUUUUUUUUUUUCUGAAAAUAAAACAAAUUUAUUUUAUAAAGGGGCAUCAGUGUUGUGAACACAGAACUGAUGUAAAAGCUGCUUUUGUAUUCAGUGUGAGAUGGUGUUUACAGAUGAUUUUGACAACAGUGGAAAUAUAUUAAAUGGUGUCUGUGUAUCUGAACUAUUUAAUUUUGUGUUAUGUUCAUAUGAAGAAAUAUUUAUACAUACUUCACCAAAUGUUUUAUUUAAUGUUGAUAAAUAUUGCUCUUCAGUCUUCAGCUGUAAUGUCCUUUUAAAGUGAUUCAUAAAGGUCUGCUUGAGAAAUGAAUAGAGUAUACCUAGCUUUCUUGUCACUAAAACAAAUACUCUUGACAUACAAAUCUUUCUUUUGUAUGAAUUGUUUAAAAUGUCUACCUAAAAGUAAGCUUGUAAAUUACAUUGUAAGUUUACUUCAAGUGCAAGUUUAGUUAAAAAAAAAACAAAAAAGUUAAAGCUUCAGCUAUAUGUCACGAGUGCAUUUUGAGAUAAAGAUGCCCAGGAUUGGUUUAUGAGUUUAGUAGACAUAUAGAACUUGCAAGGCACCCACCUUACAAAGAAAAUUAAAUAUAUUUGUUUAUAGAAAGAAGCAUAUAUUUGAAAUAUAUUCAUUACUCAAGUUGACCUAACGAAUGUUUUAACAUUUAAGUAUAUAUCUAUAUCUAUAUCUUGCCAUAUUAUUAUCUUCUGAUAUUUAGAGUAGUGCUGUGCCCCUAACACACAAAAUGAGAGAGAGCAUGUAAGGAAGCCAGAGUUCAUCAGGGGGAUUUAUGGUAUAUUAGUAUUGAUUUUACAAUGGGAAACUUAUAUUUUAAUGAAGUUAAGCUUCUUUGAAAGCAGCUGUCACCACUGUUUACAGAAUAGGAAGAGCUAAACCCUCAGAUUGUUUUAAGGUAGAAAUAAACAACCUGUAUUUUGAUGUGUGAACAGGCUUUAAAAUGUUACUACAGGCAUUAUAAAUUGUGUACGUAUACACGUUGUAGCACAGAUCAAUUUUGUUAUUUAUUUAACGGAAUAUGCACUAUAAAAUAUUAAGAAUUUGUCUGUGUUGCAAGUACAGAGGGGAUCAAAUUAAGUUGUAUCCUUUAUGUAUAUGUGUUUGCAUUAAAACCAUGCACACACACAAAUUGUAA